CCCCAGUCCCGGAUUACCUCUCUCGCCGGACUGGGGUCAGCCCGAUGAGCAGGGGUUUUGCCCCGCCGGCAGCCCUGGGACGCCGGUAGGAAGCCAGGGAGAUAUUCCUGUUGCCGGCGAGGCUGAGGAGGGAGAAAUCGUCGCCUCCCCGAGCGGUAACGGCAAACCUGUGGGUUUGGAAGGGUGUUUGGAGCAAAAAUCAGCAGAGCAGUGUUCGUACAUCCCUCCCUGCGCAAGAGAUGAUCAGGAGAACUCUGAGAACGUCACGUACAAGCAGAAAUACUGGAAAGAGAAAGUGGGUUCACAACCAUUUACAUGCUAUUUUAACCAGCACUUGAGGCCAGAUGACGUGAUGCUGAAGCGCACCCACGACGAGACUGUCCUCUUGCACUGCUUCCUCUGGCCUGUGGUUACAUUUCUGGUCGGAGUCCUCAUCGUGGUCCUGACCAUCUGUGCCAAGAGCUUGGCUGUCAGGGCAGAGGCAAUAAAAAAGAAGAAGCAUUUGUGA
Molecule: messenger RNA, 508 nt
Organism: Apaloderma vittatum (bar-tailed trogon)
Lineage: Eukaryota; Metazoa; Chordata; Aves; Trogoniformes; Trogonidae
Gene: KCNMB4
Product: potassium large conductance calcium-activated channel, subfamily M, beta member 4
Exons: 4
Biological process (GO): potassium ion transport; detection of calcium ion
Cellular component (GO): voltage-gated potassium channel complex; membrane
Molecular function (GO): calcium-activated potassium channel activity; potassium channel regulator activity
Source: RefSeq, a predicted model, not a curated record